GUCAAAAUAACCAUAUUGUCAAUGUCAAAUAAUCAGUCAAAAAUGGGAAUGGGAAAAAUAUUUAUUUAUAUAGUUUAUUGAUUUGGAUUUUUAAAACUGAUUCUUGCAUUCUUGCAUAAAAAGCAAACAUUAUUGUUUAUCACUCGAAUAUUAAAUUAAAACUGAAUUGAUAUUAGAAUUUGCUUAGAACAUUAUUUUAUAAAGUCCCAAUUGCAAACAUUGAUACAUAAUAAUUCAUUCAAUAAAAUGUUAAUGCAAAAGCGUUGAUAAAACAAAUAAGUUUUUAACGGUACAGUGAUGGAGCCAGAUUCAACGACUCACGAUUGCAACACAAGCAUCUUUAGUAAAACUGAAGAAACAGGAACUGUUUUACCCUUUACCACACAGCCUGGCAAUCUACAGCUGUACAAGAACUUUAUAAAUAAACAAGGAGAUCAAAGGCUUGAGUAUCAGUUGGUGGAGAGACUGCAAUCAUGUGAACUUAUACCUAAAAGUGUAAAAUGUGUAGCUGAUGGUCCUAACUGCAAUGUUAUUUGUAGAGCAGCCAGAGUUGUUGACAGAGUGCAAUGGAUAUGUGAAGGUUGUGGCAAGACCCAGCCUAUUAGAGCUGGGUCCUUUUUCUUUCGCCUGCAGUGCUCCAUAUUACAAACAAUGCAGAUGAUACUGGCUUGGUGUGAGGAUGCGGAUGUUGAUGUGGUUGCUGCACACUUUGGUGUAAAACCGAAGGUAGCAACCCAAAUAUAUGACAAAUUAGAUGAGAUAGCAAUAAAGGAACAAAGUAAAUGCAAGUUGGGUGGCGAGAACAGUGUUGUUCUAGUGGAAAUGUACCCUGACUGCGUAAAUAGAUUGUCCCCAGACACUACGGACCAACCACAUGCACAUAGAAUACUCAUGGUUGCUGAUACUAAUCACAUUCCCACAAGUUAUUGGCUACAUGUUAUGAAAGAUGAUAACAAGAAGACUGCAAAUGGCUCGCUUGAUACUCAGGCAUUAGUGGCAGAGAUCGGGCACGUGUUGAAAGAGGCGGUGAUAGAGGGCUCUGUGAUAGUGACCGGGAACAACGUACCGGCUGUACCAAACACUUCCUCAAUACAGAAACUGCUGCAGCACUGUGACAUGGAAAUGCAACGAUUUCUAAGUACUCGCAUCUGGCGUCAAGCAGUGACUUUAUGUUGCGCGUCUCGUUCAAUCUGCAAUGGUGGUCUGACGGCACCCGCCUGCGCUACCCUGGUGCAGCGGUACCUGACUACUUCCUUAUACAGGCUGCGACACGAUGACGGCUUCUACAACAAAGUACUUAAUACAAUUGUUGCUGAGUACAAUAAGUUUGAUACAUAAUAACUAUUAAGGUAUAGUGGGACUAGGAGAACUAUUCAAAUAGAAGAAAAUUCAAUAUUCUUAUUGCUUUGUCUUUUAUUGCGUGAUAAAGCCAUUCUGUAUAGUAGGAACACACGAAAAGAUUUCGGUAGUUACUCGAGCGCUUCAGAUUGACGUAUGGAGAAUACUUAGUUUUCAGUUGAAUAUACCCAUCACAUAUUUUUGGGAGAUAGUGGGAGGGGGAGGAUCCUGUCAUUUUUUUAACUAAUUAAUUAACCUUUCGUAUGUUUUAAACGUACUAUAUUUUCUAUUGUGUCUCAUAAACCGACAUUCAACGGGUUAAACAAGGACAGUCUCGUCUGAUUAAGGGCAAAAUCUGCCAAUUUCCACCCAUAUCAUCACUCUAAAACAGAAGCUACGAGAUUCCUUCUCCCACCGAAGGACGGAAUUGCCAAACCAUGUUUUCUUUCUCCCUCCCUUAACGCACUUGAGUAACUGCUAAUUUUGCAUCUUGGACUGUCCUACUAAUUAUGUAGAGGAUUAUUGAUAGGUUAUUACCGCAAAUCAUUAUACAUUUGCUUAGGUAUAUUCUGUUACAAGUUCGUAGGAAUGACAUGUUGUAAUUAUUGACAGUAUUCCCAAAGUGAUACUUAUUAGAAAGAUAUUAUUUUUGAACCUAGAAUUAUUUAUAAAUUUGUUUCUUCUUGGCGUCAUUGCAGUUUUGGGUCUACUUGAGGUAGAUAUUAUUAUUUGUAAAAUUGACUGACGAUUUUGAAUAUUACAUUCAAUUCAUAAUAUUAGGAAAUGCACAGUUAUACUAUUAUACAUUAUUAUAAAACAAAAACACAUGAUAUUUGUGGACUUUUGUACACUUAUUAAUUGCAAAUACAUCUCAAUUUUUUGUUGAUUUAUGCAUCUUGACAUUUUUGAAUCAUUUUACUGAAGUUAUGUUUGGUUUUCUGUUCGUAUAUUUUUCUUGUUGUAAGUAUGUUACAACGUUACUUCCAACCGUGAUAGUUGCGCAACAUUAUUAUAUUGUUUGCGCAAAACUUGCGCAAGUAAAUAUGAAAAUAGAUUACACUCGUGUUAAGAUAUUAUUGUAGAUAUAAGUUCUGAAUUUUUUGUGCCUUUAAAAAUAUAGUCUCUAUAAAAGUGCCUUAUGUGUGGCAUGCACAGACGAGCGACUUUUGUCCGAUGGACUUAAAUUUUUUUACGAAGAUAACGAUUUAGUUAACUAAUUCAAGCACUUCUUCGUAAAAUUUAAAUUUAAAUUAGGUAUCCCGUGAUAGUAGAAAGUAUAAAGUGGUUUUUAUCCACCAGGAUAUUGUUCCAAACGGUAAACGUCCGUCUGUGCAAGCCUUAAAUGUGUUGAAUUUAUAUUUUCUGUGUAUGUUAAUAAGGAUCGUUUUAGUUCAACAAUUAAUACAAUUAUUAGAUUUUGUUAUAGAAAACUUACUAUACUCAGAUUUAUUAAAUAGUAUUUUUAUAUUAUUGAUUCUGUUACUUUUAUUCAUUCAUUUAUAAUGUUGAAUUAGCGUUGUGUGAAUAAGUUGAUAUUUCUAUUGUUUCUCUGUAAUUGUAAGGUUUCUUUCGUUAGUGAUGUGUGAUUUAAUUUGUCUUAUAUGAAGAGAAAGGGACAGCUAUACUUUUGUAGUUCUGGUUUGAUGAGUGCCCAUGAAGUUAAAAUUAAGGUUGUUGCUGUUGAUUUAAGAAAAGUUUGUAUACUUAUAAACUUCAGCCGGGGUUGCGGGAUAAGCGCAAUGUGGUUUUUAGUCAGUACGAGUCUGACACUCUCUCUCGCCUUACCCUGGGCGGGAGAAGUCAGGUGAUUUUCCCCUGACAAAAAAAAUAAUAAUAAGCAUUUAAAUCCUUUGUUUGCCACUAUAUGAGACACAUGUCGUGGUGGCUCGGAGAUUAAGGCCCCCGAUUCUUUUGCAUAAGGGUGCGGGUUCGAAACUGGCUAGUAUAAAUGUGACCUUUCAUUACCCAAAAACCUGGCUACAAAGUUCAUUUUGACUACAUUAAUACGUGAUGUAACUAUGAGAAGUUUUUCCAAACGUUUACUCAUUGUUCUCAAGUUUUCUUGUACCUAAUUUUGUUCAUACCUAUUUGUUUGCACAAAAGUGUCUUCCUAAUAUAGUCUAUAAUGUUAAAUAUAGAAAAUAUAAAAAU
Spodoptera exigua (beet armyworm) is the source of this 3489-nucleotide messenger RNA. The record is from the annotation of a GenBank genome assembly. Lineage: Eukaryota; Metazoa; Arthropoda; Insecta; Lepidoptera; Noctuidae.